GGGGAGAGGGGUUUUUUCGAGCAAGGAUUUUUUUAUUGGCAUAGUUUACAGUGUAAUGCAUUGUUUUUCAGUCACAGAAAUUAGAGACUGAGGCAGUAUAAUGAUCCGAAGGCUGUUAGCCAGAUUUAGAGGAGUGAUUUUUGGUUUAUUUUUUGGCUUUGGACUCGCCGUGCUUUUUGUGACAUGGAGAGAUGAUGCUUUCUACAUCAAAGAAAAGCUGAUUAUCGAGGACUACGGGGGAGAUAGCGGGGUUGAUUCUGCACCGUUGCUGACACAAGCUGAAAACAGCGAACCAAAGGAUCUACUUCGCACUGGACCAAGAGAAAACGAAAGAACAACUACAGAUGAUGAUGGCACAGAUUCACAGAACGACUUGUACAAAGCUUAUGGUCACGUACACAGUAUCUUGUUUUUUAUUGGAUAUCCGCGUAGUCGUCACAGUCUUCUUGGCUCCUUAUUGGAUGCACAUCCACACAUGGUGGUUUCCGAUGAGGCAAUGGCUUUUCCAAGAUGGAUAGGAGGUCUCCAAACGUGGCUAAAUGGUUCGAUAUACGCUUUUUAUGAUACGUUAUUUGGAGCUUCGCAGAGCGCAGUUGCCCACGGUAGACGCUCGCGUGUAUUUGAAGGAAGAGUAGUGAAUGUGACUUCUCCAUAUUCGUACUAUGUACCAAAUCAAUGGCAAGGCCAGUAUGAUCAGUAUAUCAAGGUGAUCGGAGACAAGUCAGGUGCGUUUACGGCGGGAGCAAUGAGGAAAGACAAAGCCGUGGAUGCAGUUCGACUCCUAGAGAAAGCCGCCGGCGCAAAGGUGAAGUUUGUUCAUGUUGUGCGAAAUCCAUUCGACAAUAUUGCAACCAUGGUUCUGCAAGAUGCUAGAGUCAAAAAAAGGGAAGUGGGAAAACAUGAAACGAAGGUUAAAGCUUCUUAUAUAUUGGACGAGAGUAUAAGUCGUUAUUUCGGCUGGGCAGGAGGUUGUAACAAGGCCAGGCAAGCGUUUCCAGGCAGUGUUAUCGACAUUCCAAGUCUAGAAAUUGUCAAGAACCCUGCCGACACUCUGAGAAAAAUCUGCAAAUUCCUUAUCAUCUCUUGCUCAGAGCGUUAUAUACAGGACUGCGCAGCCACUGUAGAUCCAGUCCCAUCGAUGACACGUGACUUAAUAGAGUGGACCACUGAACAAAAGAACCGCGUUUACGAAGAAAUGAAAAAAUACUCCUUUUUUGACGGCUACUCAUACGAUCAAUAGGACAUAAUCAUAAAGAAUUAUUGUAUAUUAAUCUAUUAUCUUUAUCAGAAUUAUCAUGUAUUAUCAUAUCGUUACCAUUAUAACGAAAACUUAUGAGAUUGUAAAAGAUUGUUUCUCAUUUUAAAUUCCUCUUCUCCGAUUCCCAGUUCCUGAUUCCAUUCGCAGCCCUGUCCGAAAUUGUAUAUUUUUGACAGCGAGGUCACGCAACUUCCCCCAACCCUUAAAAAAAAUUGGAAUUUUCCGAGA
Pocillopora damicornis (cauliflower coral) is the source of this 1486-nucleotide messenger RNA. RefSeq lists its product as uncharacterized. Gene Ontology annotation, cellular component: Golgi apparatus. NCBI's taxonomy places the organism in Eukaryota, Metazoa, Cnidaria, Anthozoa, Scleractinia, Pocilloporidae. The record is from RefSeq and is a predicted model, not a curated record. Gene Ontology annotation, biological process: peptidyl-tyrosine sulfation. Gene Ontology annotation, molecular function: protein-tyrosine sulfotransferase activity.